Molecule: messenger RNA, 4309 nt
Organism: Plutella xylostella (diamondback moth)
Lineage: Eukaryota; Metazoa; Arthropoda; Insecta; Lepidoptera; Plutellidae
Source: RefSeq, a predicted model, not a curated record
GUUUGACAUUUCUGUUGAUAGCUUAUUUGUAAAAAUAGUUCAUUGUUAACUAAUUUUCCUUCUACCCACACAGUUCAUGUUUUCACAAACAUGUAGGCGAUAUUGUUCGAAAUUGAAAUUAGAAAUUCCGCAGGAGCUGGCUGAAUAGAAUCAUUCGAUAUAUUUAAAAAUAAAAAACGAACGUGCCACCAUGACACGGUUUUCCCUCCAGAAUGCCAGCGACGUAAGGUUAAGAGCCCGCUAUCGCAGUGUUAUCAGCCACUCGUAUAGGUACUGUGCACGUUUGACCUGACACUUCAGUUAUCAGGUGAGUGCCACGAUAAACACCGCGCUCUGUCUACCUGUUGAUUGUGUUUUGUUUUUAAUUUUUGAACUCCAAACCAAAGAGUUUGUGACCUGCUGCGGCUGCGACCUCUGUGCGGAGGUUGACGCGUGACCUGCGAACAAGGAGUUCGAUACCACACCGCUGAUUACAGCAAAGAGGUUAUCGCUUAAUCAUUGUGACUGUGCGUUUCGUGAUAUUUUGUACAGUUUUGUUAGAUUGUGUUAGAUUUAGGUAUUAAGUUGAGUAAGUACUUAGUUCAAGUAACAUUACCUACUAGUGCCUAGUAGUUUGUUGGAAAUAAUGUAAAUGGUACUAUUUUAACUUAAUUGACCCAUAUACAUCCACCUUUCUUAGAUUGCAAAUUGAAACAAAUACUUGCGUAAGUACCUUUUAAAUUACCUAGAUUAAAGUUUAAAGGGUAGAUAGGUAUACCUAUAGUUGGGCAUUUAACUAUCAAUCUAGAAAGACCAUUCAUAAACGUCUUUAUCAUAGUAUAGUAAGUUGAAAGAAAUAUUACCCUUUAUCAGUAAUUUCAUACUGAGGUGUGGCUAAUAAAUGUCAGAAGCUUUGUUUAUGUUGACGUCAUUUUAAAUAUUGAUUCAUUUCCUAGAUUUAUCAAAAACAUAACAAUGGCAAAUUCUAAUACUAAAAUUGAAAGUGAUAAAAAAUUCGCUGAUAUUGACGAUGAACUAAUAAAAAACAAAAGACAUGAAACUUUAGAGGAAACAAAAAUAAAAGUAGAGACAGACGAACCUAAACUAGUGAUAAACUUAGACGGUGAAGUGAGAAGUGGUGAUGAAAGUGAACUAGUGAAUAAGAGUGGUGAUGGUGAUGCAGCUGAUGAAGGAAGAAGUGGGAACCAGAGAGAGAACAGACUCACCAGCAUCAUCGACCAGUUACGAGGAGCCAACAAGCUGAAAGGCUACACGCCACGGGAAGGCUUCAGCGGCGACGCCAGUAACGGCGAUGCGGGGCUGGCUCCGAUGCUAGCGUCCCUGCCGCGCCGCGAGCUGGACGCCGAGGCGCCGGUGGUCUGGCCUGCAUGGUGCUACUCAGGUGAAGGCGGCGGCGGCGGCGCUCGGCGCUGCGCGCGCGAUGCGGCGGCGUCGCCCGCGCAGCAGCAAGCCACGCCGCUGGUCAAGACUGAGCGGCUCAGCCCACACGACAACAGAUCCAGUGCCUCCAGGUCGCGCAGCGUGACGCCGUCCACGUCGUCGUACCCCGCCACCCCCCCGUCCCGGGGCUCCCCGCACGCGCCGCCCGCCCCCGCGCCGCCCGCCCCACGCAACUACUCGGACAUCAUGAGGUCCCUCGCCGCCAGAUAUAAUACGCAGCAUACUAGCGACUACUUCCACCGCGUGAAUGGGUUCGGGUCGGUGGAGCCGCGGCCGCCGCUGCAGACCUCGCCCCUCAGGGUGGAGAGCUCGGAGACCCCCCUGGGGGGGUUGUUCACGAGGUUCGCGCGCCAGCAGGGCGGCCCGCCGCGCCUGCCCGCCUUCCCUGUCAUGCUGGAUAUGAGCUCGACUAAGACGUUGCUGGCGAUCUCUCGCGUGGGGCUGCGCGGGCGGUCGCGACGCAAGCGCGGGGGUGCGGCGGGGGCGGGGGCGGCGGGGGCUGAGCACUCGCCCCUCGACCUGUCAGCGGCGGGCGAGACCGCGGCCAAGCGCGCGCGCCUGUCCGCCAGCCCUAGCACCAGGAGCGACGAUGGACCAGGAAGCGAUGACCGAGGUUCAACGCGCGGCGAUUGUCUUUGCGCGGAGGCCCGCGCGCGCCUGCAGGCGUGGACCGUGGACGACGUGGCCGACUUCGUCACCUCCAUCGACAUCUGCGCCGAAUACGCCACGAAUUUCCGUGAGCAGAGGAUCGACGGCGCCGGCCUGCCGCUGCUGACCGAGGAACACCUCACGGGGAUGCUGCAGAUGAAGCUGGGUCCCGCGCUGAAGCUACGCGCCGUGCUGGCCCGCCGGCUCGAGCCCUGCGCCCCGUGCAACGCCGCAGCCAGCGCCGCCAACGUCACGCCAAAAAUCAACGGAACAUCACUAAAAUCCGAACCGAGAAGCAACACCACCAGUCCCAGUUAAAACCGUGUUCUUUUUUCGAACUAGUAUUAUUUUUUAUUCUUAAUAUGUGCAAGCAACGAGUUUCGUUUUCGUCGCUUCAAUGUUGGUACUGUUUUUAAAUAAUGGCUGGAUUUUUAAAACUGUUUGCUUGCAAGUGACUAUCAGUGUUUUACACGUUUUCAGCGAAUAAAAAUGUUUUGAACGACAGUACAGACUUAUUUCCAUUUCAAGAUUUUUUCUCGUCAUCAUCUUUGUUCGUCGUUCAAGUCAUGUUUAUUCGUUGCGUGGAUUGGUCAGCUAUAGCUACGAUUAGUAGAUUUAUAAAUAAUUUGUUUUACUUAAUAAUUACGGUUAGUCAAUGAGUCCACUUAAUUAAAAGUCUUCCUAACAGUUUUUUUGCAUUUAGUUAUUACGUAAGACGCUUUAGGAUAAGAAUAUUAGAUACAAUCCGAAGUGUAAAUACCAAUUAAUGGUGCCGUCCAAACAAUAAGAUUUAUAUAUAAUCAAUAAACAACAAUACUGUUCGUAUAAAAAAAUAUAUAUUCAAUCCAUACAAUAUUACAUUUUCAAAACAGAAAGUACGGUUGGUAUGCAAAAAUGGAUAUGUAUACCAGAUCUUUGACGAAUUAUCACAUAUUUUUAAGCCCCAUAAAUUGUUACAUUGCUCCUGAAUGUACGGCCUGGUAUCUUUAUUUUUGCAUAGCAGCCUGAUACGUGAUAUGAUUCAUUAAUAACCGAAUAUUACUAAUUUAACUUAUAUUGUAUAUUCUCUUUGAUAAGUUGUAAGUUAUACAAAUAACUUAAAUUGUUUGGUGCUAGCCGACCCUGAAAGAGCUUUGAUGAAAAAUUACUAAAAUUAUUGUGUAAAUAUUGAAGCCGAUAUUUUGUAAAAAGAUGUAUUUUUGAGGCUACUUGUUCGUAAUACAGGGUCACAAAGUUAUAAACUGUUUGUAUAUAGCAUAUAUAUAAGAGGUAUGUAAUUAUAACGGCAUUGUAUACAUAGCAUUUACCUAUUCUAAAUAAAUAUAGCAAACUGAUCACACCUGAAAAAAGCUCAGUUAUGUAAUGUACGCUCAUACACUUAUAUACUAUGUUUAAUAAAUAACGAAUUUGCUUAUUAAAUUAAGUGUUGUAAACAUUCAGUAAAAGCAUAAUACUUAUUGUUAUAACAUCAGUAAAGCUUGCUCGUGCAUUUUGCCUUCAUGUAAUGGUUAUUUGUUAUAUAUUCAUUUGUAGAUUAGUUAAAAUAUAAAGCAAACGAACAUGGUCUGUCGACCUGUGGUAAUCUCCUUAAUUGCCAAAAUAGUUAUUUUUGAAUAGACAACAAAAUGUAAUAGUUUAAUUACCUAAUAAGAAAGCAAUACAUAUUUAACACAGUUUUAUAGUUGUAAGUACGUAAAAAGGUGCUGUUGGACAUACAACCUGUGCCUUGCGCUCCCGUCUUCCUACAAAAUAUAAAAUAUCACAACUACUUAAUAAAUACCUAUGUUAAAAGUUUAUGCCCUUUUCAAAGUAUUACGGUUAACGCUUUAAAUAUUGAAAUACUGUAAAUGGAAACAAUCCAUAUUAUUCUUGUAAAUUUUAUACUUAAUUACUGACGAAUUUUAAUAGUGUAGCUGUAUUUUUAAGUUUAUUUUAAGACACAUUUUGCGGACCAGUGACUUACACACUUACAGAAACAUUGUAGGUAAUUUUUCGAAGGUAUGCCUAAUCAUUUCCAAAUUCAAAACUAAAUUCUGUUAAUAUUUUUUUCGGAAAUCGGUUUAAUUUAGCUUUAGUUAUGGUUAUACGAUUUGUAUAACUAAGUUUUAGUCACUUUGUUGAAGAGGAGCCCUGUACUUAGUUUGGUAGCUUAAUCUACUUAGCUGUAAAUUGAGGUUAAGUAUUUAUGUCGAAAAAAUAAAUCGACGGAUUAUUGAACUAA